Daldinia childiae is the source of this 1755-nucleotide messenger RNA. RefSeq names its product Cholesterol 7-alpha-monooxygenase. Gene Ontology annotation, molecular function: heme binding; oxidoreductase activity, acting on paired donors, with incorporation or reduction of molecular oxygen; steroid hydroxylase activity. The transcript is spliced from 3 exons. The record is from RefSeq and is a predicted model, not a curated record. Lineage: Eukaryota; Fungi; Ascomycota; Sordariomycetes; Xylariales; Hypoxylaceae. The coding region runs from base 1 to 1755 and encodes 584 amino acids.
AUGCUGUUUGUAAAAAAUAAUACGAUUUGCUCCCGUCCCUAUGAGGGUCAUGCAUUAGCUAUCUCGGAUAAUACGUUGCCUUAUCAUUCCUUCUUCAAGCAAUGGUCCACCGGCUUCAUACUGGGGCUAUUGCUACUAUUCUGCUUUACCUACAUCUCUUCCUCUACUAGAUUCCAAAAAGCUUUGUAUGACGACAACGCCAGGGAAGUACCACUUGUGCCUUACUGGAUCCCUGGAGUCUUCCACGCUUUUGCACUCUGGGACCCUGCCGCCUUUGCUUUCAGAUUGAGUAAAAGGUACGGUUCUAGGAAACCAUUACAGGUUAAGGCCGGCUGGCUCCGGUUCUUCCUAUUAUCAGAGCCUGAGCAUGUCAAGGCUUUGUUUCGAAAUUCGAGACAUACCACGAACACAGCCACCGUUGCCUUCACAUUGCGGAACCUGGUAGACCUUCCAGAUGAGACUGUCUCUCUCUACCUUGAUGACCGCUCAGGAGCCGGACUGAAGCCUCGAAAAGACAGCAAUGUACUCCCCGAGCGCCGGAUAACCUUUCUUGUAUCCCAUAACUUGCACAUGUUUCUAUCUUCUUGCCACCUCGACGGUAUAAGUAGGCGGUAUUCCACUAUGCUUCAUCGCCAAAUUAAUGAUAUAGAUAUCCAAAGUGAAUGGGUAUCAUUGCCGAAUCUUUUCAAUUUCUUGCAGCGUACUACUCUCGUUUCUGAGAUAGAGGCUUUGUUCGGCUUGAAGCUAUUGGAGUUAAACCCCAGGUUCAUUGAUGACCUACUCAUCUUCACGCAACACGUACCUGACUUUCUCCGUCUACGGCCUUGGUGGCUUAACCCACAAGCAUAUCGGGCACGUAGGCGGCUCAUUCAAUAUGUCAAACAAUGGCACGAAUAUGCGCGGAAGCAUGUAGACUUCGCAGAUAUCUUAGACGAAGACCCAGACUGGGAGCCAUUUUGGGGUUCGAAACUCAUGAGAGUUAGGCAACAGUACGAACACAAAACAAUGGCAAUGAACUCGGAUGCUCGAGCUUGCGAGGAUGUUGGCUUAAUAUGGGCGUCAACCACAAAUGUCCAGAAUACAGUGUUCUGGCUGUUUUUCGAGGUGCUCCGAGAUCCAGAUCUUCAAAUGCGGCUGAUGAAAGAGAUUUCGGAAUGUAAAACAACUAAUGGCGAAGACGACACCACCGGCUUCGACAUGAAGAAGCUCACAAAUCAACCAUUACUACAAUCCACAUAUGCUGAGGUGCUGCGUUUGUAUGUGGCCGUGGCUAUCAGUCGCAUCGCUGGGUACGAGGAUAUCAAAAUCGAUGAUUAUAUGAUUCCGCAAGAUAGCCUCAUAAUGACUUAUAGCCGGGCUAUGGCGCUGGAUACCGACGCAUGGAUACGAGCAGGGAGAACGUUAAACAAGCCUCUCGACGAGUUCGAUGCCGAGCGCUUUUUGGUCGAUUCAGGUUGGACGCGCCCGGGACUAACCCCCGCAGUAGUCAUAAAGGAUGAUGGGAAGCGCCGAUUUUCUACAGAUGGCUUACUGGGUCUGUGGGUCCCUUACGGCGGUGGGGAUCACAUGUGUCCCGGACGUCACCUAGCCAAGCAACAGAUGUUGGUAACGUUUGCACUACUGCUUUCGGAGUUUGACAUAGAAAUAUCUGCCACUAAGGUAGAGCCGGACAUGAGGUUCGCACCCUUUGGUUCCUUACCGCCAAAGAACAUGACUGGGUUCCGUAUUAGGAGAAAGCAACAGGUAGCUAAUUAA